This is a messenger RNA of Suillus clintonianus, 1255 nucleotides long. Its product is annotated as ribonuclease P 40kDa subunit-domain-containing protein. Gene Ontology annotation, biological process: endonucleolytic cleavage in ITS1 to separate SSU-rRNA from 5.8S rRNA and LSU-rRNA from tricistronic rRNA transcript (SSU-rRNA, 5.8S rRNA, LSU-rRNA); tRNA 5'-leader removal; tRNA 3'-end processing. Gene Ontology annotation, cellular component: multimeric ribonuclease P complex; ribonuclease MRP complex. Bases 121 to 1194 code for a protein of 357 amino acids. Lineage: Eukaryota; Fungi; Basidiomycota; Agaricomycetes; Boletales; Suillaceae. Gene Ontology annotation, molecular function: ribonuclease MRP activity; ribonuclease P activity. The transcript is spliced from 7 exons. The record is from RefSeq and is a predicted model, not a curated record.
AGCACUUUGACCCUUUCCGAACUGAAUCGCGUCAAGUUAGACUACAGUUCGAUCCACUAGUUGCAGACUUACUCCAUCUCGAGCUCAGUACUUCCUAACCUUCCGCGAUCACCAACCACGAUGGCGCAUUCAAGGGUGAUGUUAACGAAGGGCACUUUGCCAGCCGUUCAACUCGACCGACUUGGUGUAGCACACCCUUUCAUUCAGCAGCUUGAUAUCGUGUUCCCUGCUUCCGAUGAACUCGAGAAGGCGCUUGCAUCCCUGAAGCCCACAUAUUACAAAAGACGAUGUACACUAUCGGAGUUGCUAGAUUUUGCCUCCAAGAGUCAGGGCGGCAAUAUAACCGCACUACCAUCCACUUCCGAGUGCGUUGAUACAUGGUGCAUCGACCCCAGAGGCGUCCUCACCCUCUGCGUCUCAAAGUCACUGUAUGAACAACUUGGCUUAGUCGGGAAGAGACUCCCCUUCAAAGGGUGUCCAGAGCAAUUUGUCAUACGCAUACCGGUUAGGCAAGCAACCGAAUCUGUUUCUGUACGUGCAAGGCAGAAAGCAGCCCUAAAACUCUGGGACGAGAUCAGGGAAAACGGGCCUGGGAAAUGGGAAGUGAUUUAUUGUCUAGCAGACGUGCAGCCAGGUACCUCCGAGUCGCACGAGGUGGUGUCCGUUCAACAUCAAAUUUCUCGCUCCACCGACAUACUUGUCCCAGUUCCGACUCUCGCUCUCUUACCCCAAGAAAGCGCAGAGGAUUGGGAUGGACGUAUUGGCGACCUUUUCGAAUGGGUGGGCAUGGCUUGCUUAGGAUCUGAGAGACUCAAAGCGAAUGACCGUGUCAACCCUUACGUUGCCGUCUACGAAGUCCCCGCUCCAUCAUAUAUCGGUGACGUGACACGGAUAACAUGGGCGGCUUUCUUGCACGCAUCAUUCAUUAAAGACGUUCUGGAUAUGGUGACGUCAUAUUUGGUAUCUGCAACCGAUAACCACGCGUUCGUUGCAAUGACAAGACAUAGUUGUUGUACAUCACCUGUUGGCGCCAUUCCGCUUUCUGAUGCUGAUUUGGAUACGGCCCGAGAUCCACCUCUCCGAGUACCAGAUAUCAAUGCGGAGGACACCGGGUGUUUCAUCCUUGGCCCGGGUCAAAAUGGAAAAUUUGUGCUUGCGGAGAGCAUUGGACAAUGGGAUGCGAGAUGGGGCUGAUUUCAUUAUACAAUGUAGUCAAAUUCAUACAGAGAAUCGAUCGUAAAGAUGUGAUACAAUG